This is a messenger RNA of Gracilinanus agilis (Agile Gracile Mouse Opossum), 466 nucleotides long. RefSeq names its product ribosomal protein L35 (gene RPL35). Gene Ontology annotation, cellular component: ribosome; cytosolic large ribosomal subunit. The record is from RefSeq and is a predicted model, not a curated record. Lineage: Eukaryota; Metazoa; Chordata; Mammalia; Didelphimorphia; Didelphidae. Gene Ontology annotation, biological process: maturation of LSU-rRNA from tricistronic rRNA transcript (SSU-rRNA, 5.8S rRNA, LSU-rRNA); translation. The coding region runs from base 57 to 428 and encodes 123 amino acids. Gene Ontology annotation, molecular function: structural constituent of ribosome; mRNA binding. The transcript is spliced from 4 exons.
CCCACCCCUUUCCUCUUUCUCUUUGGAUCCGGUGGUGGUGUGUUGGAUCUGCGAUCAUGGCAAAAAUCAAGGCCAGGGAUCUUCGAGGGAAGAAGAAGGAGGAGCUACUCAAACAAUUGGAUGACUUAAAAGUGGAACUUUCCCAAUUGAGAGUGGCCAAGGUUACUGGAGGAGCUGCAUCCAAGCUAUCUAAGAUCCGAGUGGUCCGGAAAUCUAUUGCCCGAGUCCUGACUGUCAUCAACCAGACACAGAAAGAGAACCUCAGGAAAUUCUAUAAGGGCAAGAAAUACAAGCCUCUGGACCUUCGGCCCAAGAAGACCCGUGCCAUGCGCCGCAGGCUAAAUAAGCAUGAGGAAAGCCUGAAGACCAAAAAACAGCAGAGGAAGGAACGCCUGUACCCUCUUCGGAAAUUUGCUGUUAAAGCCUAAUUUGUUAAGGUUCUCAAUAAAAAGACAAAUUCUUAUAA